UUCUGUUGCGGUUAUGAUCGUUCAAGCGUUUUGGCCGUUAGGUAAGCGUUAAGGAUGGAAUACGUCUUGGGAGAUGCUGUCUUUCCAAUUGUUUUCCCUAUGAGAAGAUUGCUAUAUCUAUGCUCGCAGUUUCUCCCUCCAAUUGUAACGCAAGGGAUCGGCAUCGCCGUGUUUUGGACGAACGUCACCUGUUUCCUUAUAGUGGAAAUUAUUCUGCACCAGUUUGUAGUGAAUGUGGUCCUCGGCAGCAUCUGGACACACAUCUCGCAUUUCCUGAACAAUUUUCUCAGCUCCACACUGUGCGAAAUACUAUGUAUACCGUUCCUGGCGAUCUAUCUUGCUGUGUACAUACCAUGGAUGUGCCUGCGAUUCACGCUCCGGGUUCUAUGCCUACCAGUGGAAAUGUUCCGGAGUCCGCUAGGGUCACGGCAAGUCUUCAACCAACGUGUGUUUGAACUCGGCGAGUUUCUACGCAGUAAGCCAAUACUAAAGUUGUGCGAGACUGUGGUACUUUUCUUCGUGGACUACACGCCGCUCAUGUUGGAGAUAGUCUUGCGUCAGUGGAUAGUCUACCUACGGAACUGGUUGAGUCCGUUUCUCUACCAAGCGCUUGGCAGCUGGUACCCAUUCGAACCGCCUCCGGAGGAUGGACAGUUUAGUGAAAACCCGUAUGACUGGAACUCUGGUCUGAGCGAGAACACGGAAAGGAUUGUGCUAGGCUAUGGAACGUGCACGUGUGGAGUAUUGAUCUCCUGCUGUGGUGGUACUGCUACCUUUCUCGGCCUGCUGGUACUGUCCUGUGGCAUAGCGCUACUCUCCAGAUCCUGGCGAUUACGCAACGUUCACGUGGAAAUUCCCUCAUCCUCGGAACCUGAAGAAUCCAGAGCGCGGCAGCAGGGUUCGAAAGUUAAUAAGCCGAAAACGCAGGCCCAAAGGAAUUGGCAACGUUCCCUCUCCACCCUGGAUCACCGCCGAAGGACGCAGUUGUCGGCCCGGGGUCGUGAUGAGUCGUCCGAGUUCAAUACUUCAGUACAAAGCAGACGGGAAAGUGUUAUGAGUGCUGAUUAUCCCAAUCUUGCUGAUGAUCAAGCUCUUGAUGACGAACAGGUCGUCGGAGAAGAUCUACGACCUGAUGAGGGGUUGCUGGAUCCUUCAGGUAUUGUUGAAGACACUGGAGAAGAAGAAACCGAAGAAUUCGACCCUGGAUCGGUUCAGGGUGUUUCGGAACGAACGGUUGGGUUUAGUGACGUUGUCGACGAACGUGACACCUUUGGACGGCGUAACACCCACUCUUUGUCAACAAAAAGAAAUCGGAAAGGCAAAUCGGUGGAUCUAGGUGAUUUGAGUACAGACGAAGAACUCGCUGCUCUGGUAUAUCGAAUGCGAGCCAAGUCGUUUCCGUGGACAUCCCAGCGUUCUUGGCCCGUCCCUGACAGCCCCUCAUGGGACGACCCUAAAGUAAUCCUACGAUCUAACGACAGGCGGUACAGUCUGGGUCCAAGGGCGGAAAGGAAAGCUAAACAGACCAAGGCAAAGUGGAGAAUGUCUGCUGAAUACGAAUGGAAAUCUGUUGACAAGUAGAGCUCGAUGGAUUUUUCAUAUGGGACAAGUACCUCGAAUGUUUGAGUCAGUUUUAACACGAUCAGCAGCUUUUGUACCAAUCAUUGCCUUGCGUAGUUCAAUGUAUAAAUGAUUGUUGCACACACACACACAUACACAUACACACACACACAAACACACACACAUACACAUACACACACACACACACAAACACACACACACAUACAUGUACCUCUACACACACCAUGCACCAAGCAGGCAUCUCUUUGGAUUACCAUUACACGUACACGUACAUGUACAUGUUCAGGUAUACUUCUUUCACUGUUGCAUUUUGAAAACUUCCAACUUCCAGUGCCCCACCGAGGGCAAUAUUCCGUUUUGUGUAAAUAAUUGCGUCUUGCGAUCGUUUUCAAAGUACACGAGUCAUACUUC
This is a messenger RNA of Sycon ciliatum, 1992 nucleotides long. RefSeq lists its product as uncharacterized. NCBI's taxonomy places the organism in Eukaryota, Metazoa, Porifera, Calcarea, Leucosolenida, Sycettidae. The coding region runs from base 55 to 1581 and encodes 508 amino acids. The record is from RefSeq and is a predicted model, not a curated record. The transcript is spliced from 5 exons.